Poecilia latipinna (sailfin molly) is the source of this 2859-nucleotide messenger RNA. RefSeq names its product prolyl endopeptidase like (gene prepl). Lineage: Eukaryota; Metazoa; Chordata; Actinopteri; Cyprinodontiformes; Poeciliidae. The transcript has 15 exons. Gene Ontology annotation, cellular component: cytoskeleton; Golgi apparatus. Gene Ontology annotation, molecular function: serine-type endopeptidase activity. Bases 201 to 2303 code for a protein of 700 amino acids. Gene Ontology annotation, biological process: proteolysis. The record is from RefSeq and is a predicted model, not a curated record.
UCAGCUCUAGUCUGACAACGUUCUGUCGCUAACUUAUAACGAAUGUCAAUGCACAACAUAAUUGUAAAUAUUAACGCUUUAAAUGCGCAUAUCCUUUCUUUUCAGCCUUAGAAUAUCAAAUGCAGCUCUCUGGUUGUAAUAGUGAGCGAAUUAACUGAACGUAAACACUGCAAUGGCUAAUUAAUAGUUCAGUUUUGGAUAUGAGAGUUUUACGUUCACUGUUGUGCUCCUCUGCUCCGCUACUCGGUGUUUUUCGUGUUCGUUUCUGGGACCCUAGGGUUUCUAAACGGAAAGCAUGGUUGUCCUUAUCCGUCCAGCGUUGGUGCACUUCGGAAGCUUCUGGGUUGUCAUCCGAUCAUCUGAGCUCUGGAUCUGACAAGUACCAGCAAUUAAAGAAGCAUUUUGUAAGGAGACUGAAGGCAACAUACCACAGGUUCCACAGUAUACCUGAUUACUCCGUGGUGUGCGGGUGUCACCAUGUGUACUUCAUCAAAGCUGACGGCAUCUACAGAAUAGACAAAAGAGAUUGUACUCCAGAGCCUGAGCAGGUGUUAAAUCUGGAACAUGCAUCGAGGGCUGAAAGGAGGACGAGAGCUGAGAGUGAAGGGAGGGUUCAGUGGACAAUUCAGAGAAUUCGUCUGUCUCCACAUGAAAAGCAUCUCGCCGCUACACUGAAAUGUUGUCACACAGAAGAGCUCAAGUGUGUUGUUGUGAGACUUGGAGAGAGAAAUACUUCCAUUUUGCCCCCCCACUACAUCCUUCUGGAGCUACAGAGCGUCUUCAGCUUUGAGUGGGCGACGGAUGAUGUCCUGUUUUACACAACUCUGGAAGGCCUGAGCUCCAGCUCCGUGUUUCGCCUGGACCUCGCCUCCGAAGGCAGCGGCAAAGUGACGUCAGUGUACGAGGAAACUCAGCCUGAUGUGUUUGUGGAGGUCGCCCUGUCCAGAGACCGACAGAUCCUCACCAUUAACUGCAACAGUAGAACAAGUUCAGAGGUGAUGCUGAUUGAUGUGACAAAGUCCCGUUUAGAGCCUUUUGUGAUUCGGCCUCGUCAGCUGGACCUCCUCUACCAUGUGGAGCACUGGAAAGGAUCGCUCCUUAUACUGGCUAAUACUGGGCCAGGACAGGAGUACCAGGUGAUGCAAUCUCCCACAUCUGAGCCGUCAACGGCUUCGUGGGCGUCUUUAUUUGUCCCUAAACCUGACUCUGCAAUCAAAGACAUGGACGUAGUUGGAGACUACUGUUUGUUGGUUCUAAAGACACCAGCUAAUGAACUCGCUUUGAGCGUGAUGUCACUGCGCAAUCCCAAAGAAACAUACAUUAUAGAGCUCCCCUCCUGGGCUUGCUCUAUUGAAACCAAGAAACCGGGCUUGGCAGACCGGCAAGACGUGUUAGAAUUCCUGUUAUCGUCUCCCGUCCACCCACCCGUCCCAUUCUCGCUGGAUCCUGAGAAAGGACUCCUGCUGUCAGACCCAGGGACUCAGACCCACUCUGAGAGUCACGACAAGUACGUCACCACACGCUUGAAGGCCUGCAGCCAAGAUGGCACUUUAGUGCCGGUGACGCUCCUCCAUGCCGUACCUGUGGAGGAUCUGAGUCAGGCGCCUUUGCUUGUACAUGUAUACGGAGCUUAUGGUAGAGACCUCAGCAUGGAGUUCUGCCCAGUGAGGCGUUUUCUGUUGGAGCAAGGCUGGGCGCUGGCCUACUGUCAUAUUAGAGGCGGGGGGGAGCGCGGCCUCUCUUGGCACAGACAAACCCGGGUGGAAGGGAAGCGGAGGGGAGUGGAGGACCUCCAGGCGUGUCUCCAGAAGCUUUUCUCUUCGGGAGUCUCCUCUGCUUCACUCACGGCCCUCACAGCCUGCAGUGCUGGAGCCGUGCCAGUGGCGGCGCUGUGCAACUGGAAGCCAAACAUGAUGCGUGCUGUGACGCUGCAGGCUCCUUUCCUCGAUGUGUUGGGAACCAUGGAGAAAGCUGAUCUGCCUCUGACUGUGGAGGACAGAGAUGAGUGGGGCGACGCAGUGGGAAACCCGAAUCACAGACACAUCAUCGCUUCAUACUGUCCCCUUCACAACAUCACUCCUCAGCGCUACCCAUCUAUGCUGCUGACAGCCUACAGCGGUGAUCCCAGGAUUCCUCUGGAAGGAGUCCUCAAAUACGCCAAAUAUAUAAAGAAAGCCAUUCAUACGCACUUAAACAGGAAGCAAAAUGCAGAUUGUGAAUCGGCACCAAGCAUAGUUCUGAACGUCCAACCAGGAGCAAACCAUCUUGGGCCUGAAGACUUUGUUCAGAUGCUGGAAGAGUAAGUCGUCGGCGUGCCAGGGAGGGUCAGUAGCAUCAGGUUGAUGGCACGAACAUACAUCCGACCGGCACUGGAGCCAAUUCUAGGCCUAUCAUGAUUUCCGACCUGGUUGCAGUGGAGGUAAGAGGUGGAGAGGCGAAUGAGACUGAGCUGAGUGGAUCACAGAAGACUUUACCUGAUAGGUUUUCAUAAUCGGUUACUGUAUUAUGCUUUUAUGGUAUAAAGCACUUUGAAUUGCUUUGUUGCUGAAAUGUGCGAUACAAAUAAACUUGACAUGUCUUUAAGAACGCUAUAUAUCUGCACUCGGUUCACUCAACAUGUACAAAUAUUAAGAAGACUCAUUUGAAUACCCGGGUGAUAAAAUAGAUGACCCUUAUCCAAACCAGCUGCAGCAUUGAAAAGGACUUUGCUGUUUGUGAUCAUAAAUGCUGAAAACGCAACAUCAUCUUUGUUAUCAUAAGCACGUGUCUCUUUCUUCUUAUCAGAAGAGAAUCUGGAUCUUAUCUUUUUUAUAUUUAUUUGUACAAUGUUGAAUAAAUUGCAACACACUUGAAAGGGCA